Salvia miltiorrhiza (redroot sage) is the source of this 1080-nucleotide messenger RNA. RefSeq names its product primary amine oxidase-like. The transcript has a single exon. The record is from RefSeq and is a predicted model, not a curated record. The coding region runs from base 616 to 924 and encodes 102 amino acids. Lineage: Eukaryota; Viridiplantae; Streptophyta; Magnoliopsida; Lamiales; Lamiaceae. Gene Ontology annotation, molecular function: quinone binding; copper ion binding; primary methylamine oxidase activity. Gene Ontology annotation, biological process: amine metabolic process.
AGAUCAUUUAUAAUGAGCCAACUCAAAAUAAAAUAUGUCACUUUCAGUGGUAUCAGAUGGAUUACUUUUUAUAAGCCAUCACUCACUACUUGAAAAUGAACCAUAACAAAAGAAAAAUAUUUGUACUUGGAAAUCAUACCAAAAAAAUGCUUCCAUCAAUAAAAAAUCCUAUCUUCUUCUUCUUCAUCUUCGUCAUCAUCUUUCUUCCGAGCUCCAAUCGCCAUCUCACUCCAAGAUUCUCCUCACCCCUUAGACUCCCUCACUCCGUCGGAGCUCACUCGAGUCGGAGCCAUCGUCAACGCCCAUUUCUCGAGCACGAGCCGCAACGUGAGCUUCCACUACGUCGGCCUAGACGAGCCGCACAAGCCGGAGAUCCUCCGUUGGCACUCGGAUCCCGGCCGGCUCCCGCGUCGCAGAGCAUUAGUCAUCGCUCGCAUUGACCGGAGCAGCAGCCACGAAAUCGUCGUUGACUUUCUGCAAAACGCGGUCGUUUCCGACCGACUGCACCAAGGCGGCGGCUACCCUCUCUUGAACGUGGAGGAGCAAGUAGCCGCGAGCAAGCUGGCGACGUCGUAUGCUCCCUUCGUCGCCUCGAUUGCGAGGAGAGGGCUGAAGAUGGAGGAGGUGGUGUGCAUGAGCUUCACCGUGGGGUGGUUCGGACAGGAGCGGAGCCGGAGGAUGGUUAGGGUUAUGUGUUACUAUAUGGAUGGGACGGUUAAUAUCUACAUGAGGCCUAUCGAGGGCGUCACCGUGGCCGUCGAUCUCGAUCGGAGGGCGAUCAUCGGGUUCCACGACCGGGUCGUGGUCCCGGUGCCGAAAGCUCAAGGCACGGAUUACACCGGUCGUGAUCAGCCGUACAUGGAGAGUGAAGGUGGUGUUGAUGAGGAUGCAAGUUUCACUUUGGAUGGAAAUGUUUUGAGGUAAUAAUAAUAUAUGUUACUUCAUUUGAGUAAGCAAGAAAUUAGAGUCACAUUUGUUGCAUUACUAUUUUCCCUACACUCUUUGGAUGUAUAUAUGCAUGUCAUGAAAUGUACUCCCUCCAAUCCGUCCCAGUCUAAUAUAUAGAUUCGUUUUCCUUUU